This is a messenger RNA of Diaporthe amygdali, 546 nucleotides long. RefSeq lists its product as uncharacterized. The coding region runs from base 1 to 546 and encodes 181 amino acids. NCBI's taxonomy places the organism in Eukaryota, Fungi, Ascomycota, Sordariomycetes, Diaporthales, Diaporthaceae. The transcript has a single exon. The record is from RefSeq and is a predicted model, not a curated record.
AUGUCUGGCGAGCGCGGUGUGCCUACCCACACCGUCUACCUGACUGGUCACGACGGUGAGAAGUCAAUCUUCCUGCCCCAACGCGCUCUCAAGUGGGGCCAGUACGACGACGGAAAGAUGCCCAUGGCAGUGGCCUAUAUCAACAAGAACCCUGCGGAUCUUAACAACGACGCGGAUCUCGAACAUGACCGCAAGGUCAACAACGAGGGCGUCGGCCUAGUCAGCAAUGGCGGCGCCGUGGCCCGCUACGUCGACCUCGCCCCUGGAUACACGUGCAUGAUGCACCGUACUCAGUCCCUCGACUACGGCCUCGUCACGGAUGGCGAGGCCGAGUGCGUCCUGGAGGACGGCACCGCGCAGCUCAUGAGGCCUGGCGACGUGAUGGUCCAGCGCUACACGGUCCAUGCUUGGAGAAACCCCAGCCAGACUUCUUGGGCCCGCAUCUUUUUUGUCUUGCUCGACUGUAAGCCGUUGAGUAUUAAUGGGAAGCUUUUGAAGGAGGACCUCGGACGUGGUGCGGCUUACGUGCCUUCCAGUGACAAUUAG